Molecule: messenger RNA, 756 nt
Organism: Ilex paraguariensis (yerba mate)
Lineage: Eukaryota; Viridiplantae; Streptophyta; Magnoliopsida; Aquifoliales; Aquifoliaceae
Source: the annotation of a GenBank genome assembly
AUGGAUUCGUUUGAAGGUAAUAAUAGCUGGGACUUAAUCGAUUACAGCAGCUUUAUCGACGACGUUGCAUCCACGGAUCUCUACUGGACCAACCAAAGUGCUAAUGUGGAACUUGAUGCGUCGCUAACUCGUGGUACAUCACAAGAAAAUGAAUGUGCAGAGAAAGAAUACCCUCGGAAGAGGGGCCGUUCUGAUCACUGCAGCAGACAAGGGACCAAAGCUUGCCGUGAGAGACAACGAAGGGAAAGAUUAAAUGACAGGUUCACAGAGUUGUGCUCUGUUUUGGAACCUGGGAGGCCUGCUAAAACUGACAAAUUGGCCAUACUUGGUGAUGCCAUCCGAGUUUUGAACCAGCUAAGGACUGAAUCUCAGGAGUACAAAGAGAAGAAUGAAAAGCUAUUAGAAGAGAUAAAAACUUUAAAAGCAGAUAAGAAUGAACUUCGUGAAGAGAAACUCAUAAUGAAGGUUGACAAAGAAAGGUUGGAGCAGCAGUUGAAAGCUAUGGCGGCAGAUAAGAAUGAACUUCGUGAAGAGAAACUCAUAAUGAAGGCUGACAAAGAAAGGUUGGAGCAGCAGUUGAAAGCUAUGGCGGUUCCACCUGCUGGGUUUAUGCCAGCCCACCCGGCAGCUUAUCAGAGUGGUGCAAACAAGAUGCCAGUUUUUCCCAGCUAUGGUUUCAUUCCAAUGUGGCAGUAUCUACCUCCAACUGCCCGUGAUACAUCUCAAGAUCAUGAGCUCAGGCCACCUGCUGCUUAG